AUGCAGACACUUUUCGCUUUCUUCCCUUUUGUUCAUUGAGUUUCUCUAAUUCUUUUCUUCUUCGUAGAGUAAUCCAAAGUAACCCAGCUUGCCCCACCUGAGUAAACAAAGAAUCUGAAUCAAACCCUUUUCUUCUUCAUAAGGAUGACCAGCUCUUCCCACCAUUGCCCUCUACUUCGCCUGCACAAACUAAAUCUUGACGGAGAAGACAAUACCCGUUUUGGUUGCUGCCGUUGCUGCCAUUGGAUUUGGCAGAAAUGGCGAGCUCCAGUGGGACUAAGAACGAAACGGGCCCUCCCAGAUCGCUCUCCCGGAAGAUGACCAGAUUGCCCACGAUGGUUGAUGCUCCGCCCGACGAGGUCCCCUUGGUCGACAGCGAGCUCGUGCCGUCGUCCCUCGCCACUGCCAUUGCCCCAAUUCUUCGUGUUGCCAACGAUGUAGAAAGAGAAAAUAAAAGGGUUGCUUACCUCUGCCGCUUUAAUGCAUUUGAGAAAGCACAUAGGAUGGAUCCAACAUCGCAUGGACGAAGUGUCAGGCAGUUUAAGACUUACUUGUUAAAUAGGCUUGAAAUGGAAGAACAUCAAACAAAGCCUAUCCUGGCUAAAUCUGAUCGUGGAGAAAUCCAGAAGUUUUACCAGGAUUUCUAUGAGAAAAAUAUCAAAGAAGGACAAUAUACAAAAAAACCGGAGGAGAUGGCUAAGAUAUAUCAGAUAGCAACUGUAUUAUAUGAUGUGCUGAAAACAGUGGUUCAUCCAGCAUCAAAAAUUGACGAGAAGACACAAAGAUAUGCCAAUGAAGUUGAGAGGAAAAGGGAACAGUAUGUACACUAUAACAUUCUUCCAUUGUAUGAUGUUGGGGCUAAGCCAGCAAUUAUGGAACUUCCUGAGAUAAAAGCCGCUCUUUGUGCUCUGCGUAAUGUGGAUAAUCUUCCAAUGCCAAGAAUUCAUUUAAGACACAACAACCAUGAUGACAAAUCAAUAUUGUCCGAGGAAAGUAACAAGUCUGUCAAUGAUAUUCUUGAGUGGCUUUCUUCUGUUUUUGGAUUUCAGAAAGGAAAUGUUGCAAAUCAGAGGGAGCACUUAAUUUUGCUUCUUGCAAAUGCUGAGGCAAGGAGGAAUAAGAACCAUCAAGAGCAUGACCAGCUGGGUAGUGCCACAGUUCAGAAUUUGAUGGAUACAAUUUUCAAGAACUACUGUUCCUGGUGUAACUAUUUGCAUUGUAAACAAAAUAUUCAGUUUCUUCAAGGUGCUGAUAGACAACAGUUAGAGCUUCUAUACAUUGGACUUUAUCUUCUUAUCUGGGGUGAAGCUUCAAAUAUUCGUUUCAUGCCUGAAUGCAUUAGCUAUAUUUUCCACCACAUGGCAAAUGAGAUUAAUGGCAUUUUAUAUAGCAAUGUCCAUCCUGUUACUGGAAGCACAUACCAAACAGGAACCCGUGGUGAAGAAUAUUUUCUGAGAGAAGUUGUAACCCCAAUUUAUGAAGUUCUGUACAAGGAAGCUAAGCGAAACAAAGGAGGCAAAGCAAGCCAUUCUGCAUGGAGAAAUUAUGAUGACCUAAAUGAAUAUUUUUGGUCUAAAAAAUGCUUUCGUUUAGGGUGGCCGAUGGACACAAAAUCAAAUUUUUUUGUGCAGUCAGAUGAGCGAAAGCCUGGAAAUCAGAGGACUGACCAAGCCAUUGCUGGUAAGAGGAUGCCCAAGACAAAUUUUGUUGAAGUUCGUACAUUUUGGCAUCUUUUUAGAAGUUUUGACCGAAUGUGGAUAUUCUUUAUAUUGGCUUUUCAGGCUAUGCUUAUUGUUGCAUGGAGUUCUUCUGGCUCUUUUACGGCUAUUUUCAAUGAGGAUGUCUUUAAAAAUGUCUUGAGCAUUUUCAUCACUUCUGCUUUUCUUAAUUUUUUGCGAGCCACUCUGGAUAUCAUUCUUAGUUUCAAUGCCUGGAGGAGCUUGAAAUUUACCCAAAUACUUCGAUACCUCCUGAAGUUUGCAGUUGCAGCUAUUUGGGUUGUAGUGCUACCAAUUGGCUAUUCUAGUUCUGUUAUAAAUCCAACAGGGCUCGUGAAAUUUUUCAGCAGCUGGGGAAGAAAUUGGCAGAACCAGUCAUUUUACAGCUAUUGUGUUGCAAUUUAUUUGAUACCCAACAUAAUUGCUGUAGCUCUAUUUUUUCUUCCAACUUUGCGGAGACACUUAGAGCGCUCAAACUGGCGUAUUAUUAGGCUUUUAAUGUGGUGGGCUCAGCCAAAGCUGUACAUUGGAAGAGGCAUGCACGAGGGCAUGUUUUCACUUCUCAAGUAUACUCUCUUUUGGAUUAUACUGCUAGUCAGCAAGCUGGCAUUCAGCUACUAUGUGGAGAUAUUGCCGCUAGUUGGACCUACAAAGUUGAUAAUGGGAAUGAGAAUUGGUAACUAUGAAUGGCAUGAGUUUUUCCCAAAUGUAACACAUAAUAUUGGCGUUGUUAUUGCAAUAUGGGCUCCGAUUGUCUUGGUAUAUUUCAUGGAUGCACAAAUAUGGUAUGCCAUAUUUUCUACCCUUUUCGGUGGGAUUCGUGGAGCCUUCAGCCACCUUGGUGAGAUACGUACUCUUGGAAUGCUGCGGUCCAGAUUUGAUGCUGUUCCUUUAGCUUUUAGUGAGCGUCUUGUCCCAUCAACAAUAGAGGAAGCUAAAAGAGAUCAAUCGCAGGGUCAAUCCAUUGAACGGAGGAACAUUGCAAGAUUUUCUCAGGUGUGGAAUGAGUUCAUACUUUCUAUGCGGAUGGAGGAUAUGAUCAGCAAUAGGGAAAGAGAUCUGCUGCUUGUGCCUUCUUCUUUUAGCGAAGUUAGUGUCGUCCAAUGGCCUCCUUUCUUGCUUGCUAGUAAAAUACCUAUAGCAUUAGACAUGGCAAAGGAUUUUAAGGGCAAGGAAGAUGCUGAAUUGUUUAGGAAGAUUAAGAAUGAUGAUUAUAUGCAUUCAGCUGUUAUUGAAUGCUACGAGACAUUCCGUAAUAUACUAGAUGGCCUGUUGGAAGAUGAAGGCGAUAAGAUGACUAUUCAGCAGAUUUGUCAAAAAGUAGAUGCCAGCAUAGAAGAAAACAAAUUUCUGAGCACAUUUAGGAUGAGUGGGAUGCCUCACCUCAAUGAAAAGUUAGAAAAGUUUCUGAAAAUUUUGCUAGCGGAUUUCGAAAAUGAUGAGGAUCAAAAGUCCCAGGUCAUCAAUAUCCUUCAGGAUAUUAUGGAGAUUAUCACAAAGGAUGUUAUGAUUAAUGGGCAUGAAAUCUUGGAAAGUCAAUCACAUUACCAAGAGAGUCCAAAUGAUAACAUUGAGAGGUGGUUUGAAAAGAUCCGCAUUGGCUUUGCACAGCAUAAAUCUUGGAGGGAGAGGGUCAAUAGGCUUUACUUGCUUUUGACUGUAAAGGAAUCUGCCAUAAAUGUGCCUAUGAAUUUGGAGGCUCGCCGCCGUAUUACUUUCUUUACAAACUCCUUAUUCAUGACUAUGCCACCUGCCCCAAGAGUUCAUGACAUGCUCUCAUUUAGUGUUUUGACUCCAUAUUACAAAGAAGAUGUUCUGUAUACUGCGGAGGAACUUACAAAGGAAAAUGAUGAUGGAAUAUCAAUUUUGUUUUACUUGAAGAAAAUAUAUCCUGAUGAAUGGACCAAUUUCCAGGAACGCAUAAAGGAUCCCAAACUUGGAUUUUCUGGCAAAGAUGAAAUGGAAUUGACCCGUCAGUGGGUAUCUAACAGGGGACAAACUCUUUCUAGAACAGUAAGAGGGAUGAUGUACUAUAGACAGGCUCUAGAACUUCAGUGCUUCCUGGAACUUGGAGUAGAUCAUGAUAUUUUUAGUGGCUACAGAACCAUUGAUGUUGAUAACCAAGAUCAGAGGCUUCUCUUUGAACAUUCAAAGGCCCUGGCAGAUAUGAAAUUUACCUAUGUUGUUUCUUGUCAGCUCUAUGGUGCUCAGAAGAAAUCUGAUGAUCCUCGAGACCGGAUAUGUUAUGCUAACAUUCUUAAUCUUAUGUUGACGUACCCAUCUUUACGCGUUGCUUACAUAGACGUGACGGAAGAGACAAUAAAUGGAAGGCCGGAGAAGUUUUAUUACUCUGUUCUUCUCAAGGGGUGUGAUAAGUUAGAUGAGGAAAUAUAUCGCAUCAAGCUUCCAGGUCCUCCUACAGAAAUCGGUGAAGGGAAACCGGAAAAUCAAAAUCAUGCCAUUAUUUUCACUCGUGGAGAAGCUUUGCAAACCAUAGACAUGAAUCAGGAUAAUUAUCUUGAAGAAGCAUUCAAAAUGAGAAAUCUUUUGGAGGAAUUUAAAAAGCCUUUUCAUGGGCAAGAUAUUAAGAAGCACGAUAGACAGCGAAAGCCUACCAUAUUAGGUCUGAGGGAGCAUAUUUUUACUGGAAGUGUUUCGUCACUUGCAUGGUUCAUGUCCAAUCAGGAGACUAGUUUUGUAACAAUCGGCCAACGAAUUCUAGCAAACCCUUUGAGGGUGCGUUUCCACUAUGGACAUCCUGAUGUAUUUGAUAGAAUCUUCCAUUUAACAAGGGGUGGCAUGAGCAAAGCAUCAAGGAUUAUUAAUUUGAGUGAGGAUAUAUAUUCAGGAUUUAAUUCAACCUUACGAGGAGGAUAUGUAACCCAUCAUGAAUAUAUCCAAGUUGGCAAGGGACGUGAUGUGGGAUUGAAUCAAAUAUCACUAUUUGAGGCUAAGGUUGCUAAUGGGAAUGGCGAGCAGACACUUAGCCGUGAUGUUUAUCGGCUUGGACGUCAGUUUGACUUCUACAGAAUGUUAUCAUUCUAUUUCACAACAGUUGGUUUCUAUUUUAGUAGCAUGGUUACUGUGCUUACUGUAUAUGUAUUCUUAUAUGGACGUCUAUAUAUGGUUUUGAGUGGGUUAGAGAGGGCAAUUCUUGAGGAGCCAAGCAUACGUCAUACGAAGGCCCUUGAAGAGGCUUUGGCUACACAAUCUGUUUUUCAGCUGGGCUUGUUGUUGGUGCUACCAAUGAUUAUGGAAAUUGGACUCGAAAGGGGGUUUCGCACUGCCCUGGGCGAUUUUGUUGUCAUGCAGCUGCAACUGGCCUCUGUAUUUUUCACAUUCCAGCUUGGAACUAAAGCACAUUAUUAUGGGAGAACAAUCUUGCAUGGAGGUUCUAAAUACCGCGCCACUGGCCGUGGAUUUGUUGUUUUCCAUGCAAAGUUUGCUGAUAACUACAGGCUUUACUCACGGAGUCAUUUCGUAAAGGGGUUGGAGCUUCUUAUACUAUUAGUUGUGUACGAAGUUUAUGGUGAAUCAUACCGUAGUUCAAAUCUGUACUUGUUCAUUACUUUCUCCAUGUGGUUCCUAGUAGGCUCUUGGUUGUUUGCUCCCUUUGUGUUCAAUCCAUCUGGAUUUGAGUGGCAAAAAACUGUGGAUGAUUGGACGGAUUGGAAAAGGUGGAUGGGAAAUCGUGGUGGUAUUGGUAUCCAGUCGGAUAAGAUUUGGGAAGCUUGGUGGGAUGAAGAACAGGAGCACCUGAAAAGCACAAAUAUUAGAGGGAGAAUGCUAGAGAUAAUCCUUGCAUUUCGUUUCUUCAUUUACCAGUACGGAAUCGUCUACCACCUCGAUAUAGCUCAUCAUAGCAAGAGUUUGCUGGUCUAUGGACUUUCUUGGGCAGUUAUGGCAAUCGCACUUUUAGUCUUGAAGAUGGUAUCAAUGGGUAGACGAAGAUUUGGCACCGACUUUCAGCUCAUGUUCCGCAUCCUGAAAGGCCUUUUGUUCCUGGCCUUCAUAUCAGUAAUGACAGUAUUAUUUGUAGUAUGUGGCCUCACUAUAUCCGAUUUAUUUGCUGCUGUCCUUGCCUUCAUGCCCACGGGGUGGGCCCUUCUUCUUAUUGGGCAAGCGUGUGGGUCAUUGUUUAAGUCUAUUGGAUUCUGGGACUCAAUAAAAGAACUGGCUAGAUCCUAUGAGUAUGUAAUGGGACUAUUAAUCUUCUUGCCCAUUGUCAUAUUGUCAUGGUUCCCGUUUGUAUCAGAGUUCCAAACGCGCUUGCUCUUCAACCAGGCAUUCAGUAGAGGCCUUCAAAUUUCAAUGAUUCUUGCUGGGAGAAAGGAUAGAGAAUCAUCCAGUUGAUGUUGACAGCUUUGUUUUAUCUCUGGAAAGUACAAUCACGUCACUUAUGCUUUCCUUUUUCUUUUCCUUUUUUUUUUAUUCGUUUGAAUGUAGAUAUUAUCUUCAUGAGUUCUGCUUUUUUUUAAACAAAUGUACCUACAGUUUUGAAGAAGUAAAUUACACUGUUAUCAUUUAGUUUUGAAAAUUACAAUGCCCAACCGCUAUUAUUUUCCCUCU
Messenger RNA from Malania oleifera, 6287 nucleotides. Its product is annotated as callose synthase 7. The record is from RefSeq and is a predicted model, not a curated record. Gene Ontology annotation, molecular function: 1,3-beta-D-glucan synthase activity. Lineage: Eukaryota; Viridiplantae; Streptophyta; Magnoliopsida; Santalales; Ximeniaceae. The transcript has 42 exons. Bases 258 to 6071 code for a protein of 1937 amino acids. Gene Ontology annotation, biological process: (1->3)-beta-D-glucan biosynthetic process. Gene Ontology annotation, cellular component: plasma membrane; 1,3-beta-D-glucan synthase complex.